AAAACCGAGCCUAUUCUUGAAAUUUUUCCACCGCUAACUAAUGACUUCGUCUAAUUUGGCUCCACCCAACUCGAACCAGGUACAUCGCCGUAGAGGCUCUUCCAUUGGAAACAUCGACCUUGGUGACACUUCUCCUGCUCUCUCCACCAUGAAGACCAGUAAGGCUCAAAGAAGAAAGUCUUCCGACAGGAUGGCCCAGUUAUCUGAAAAAACCACCACCGACUCCCAGCUCUUGAGGAAGUUUUAUUUAUCAUACCGGGAAUUGACCUACAGACAAACCUGGAUCCAACCAUUGAUUGUGUUGGUGCUAUCUGUGUUUAUUUACCUCAUCUCAAACCCUGAAGGCCAGAUCCACCAGUUUUUGGAGGUUUGUAUUUUGCCUUCUUACAAGAUUCCUGGCACUGACCAGUAUGGCAAAGGAAAGUACGACUUCUAUUUUGUGUUCUACUAUGCAAUUUUCUUUACGUUUUUCAGAGAGUUUUGCAUGUGUAUGAUCUUAAGACCAUUGGCCCACUAUUUCAAGAUCACCAAAGAAUCCAGAGUAAAGAGAUUUAUGGAACAGACGUAUGCCAUCAUCUACUUUGGAGCCGCUGGAUGCUUUGGAUUGUGGAUCAUGUCCAAGUUGCCGUUGAGAUGGUUUCAAACCACGCCAUUAUACGAAACCUACCCUCACAAGACCCACGACUUUUGGUUCAAGAUCUUUUACUUGGGCCAAGCUGCCUUUUGGGUCCAACAGUCGGUGAUUUUGGUAUUGGGAUUGGAGGCUCGUAGAUCUGAUUUUGUUGAGUUUGUGUUUCAUCACAUUAUUACUAUUGCCUUGAUCUGGAACUCCUACAGAUUCCACUUCACGUGGAUGGGUCUCACGAUAUUUGUUUGUAUGGAUAUCUCCGAUUUCUUUUUGGGGAUGUCUAAGACUCUUAACUACUUGAAUGCUCCUGGAGGAGAAGCAUUCUUUGUGUUUUUCGUGUUUGUGUGGAUUUACCUUAGGCACUACAUCAACUUGAAGGUUUUGUGGUCGGUGUUGACCGAAUUUAGAACCGUUGGUCAGUGGGAGUUGAACUGGGAAACCCAGCAGUACAAGUGUUGGAUCUCGCAGCCCAUUGUAUUUUUCUUGAUUGCAGCUUUGCAGUUGGUUAAUAUCUACUGGUUGUUUUUGAUUCUUCGUAUUUUGUACAGAUACAUUAACGUAGGAGAAGCCAAGGACGAGAGAAGUGACGACGAAGACGAGGCUGACGACGAAGCUGAUGACGAAGAAGAUAGACUGGAAAAGAAGAACCAGUAAUUGAGAAAGAUUAUUCUCUUUUUGCAACAUCCAAGCAGCAUGGCUGCGCGUUAAUCUAAACCCCUUUAAUAUUUUUUCACUUAAUUACUAAUUGUUAACAUUUCAUCUGUAUACCCGAUUGUAUCCAAAGGU
This is a messenger RNA of Yamadazyma tenuis ATCC 10573, 1414 nucleotides long. The record is from RefSeq and is a predicted model, not a curated record. NCBI's taxonomy places the organism in Eukaryota, Fungi, Ascomycota, Pichiomycetes, Serinales, Debaryomycetaceae.